Gallus gallus (chicken) is the source of this 2517-nucleotide messenger RNA. Its product is annotated as ras and EF-hand domain-containing protein-like. Gene Ontology annotation, molecular function: GTP binding; GTPase activity. The record is from RefSeq and is a predicted model, not a curated record. NCBI's taxonomy places the organism in Eukaryota, Metazoa, Chordata, Aves, Galliformes, Phasianidae. The transcript is spliced from 8 exons. The coding region runs from base 112 to 1971 and encodes 619 amino acids.
GCGGUUCUGCGCCCGACGGGGGCCCCGUGCGGCGGCAGCUCGGCCGGGUUCGGCCGCUCGGAGGCACCCCGACGAGGAGGGCCCGGCAGCGCGGCCCCGUUUCCCCCGGCCAUGAAGGGGCGCGGGCGGGGCGCGGGCGUCGCGCGGCUGCAGCAGCGGCUCGAGGACGCCACGCAGGUAAAUGCGCGGGGUUGGGGGCGGCUGCGGGCUGUGCCGGCUGAGCCAACGGGACUGUCCCCGCCAGGAGAACGCGCGGCUGCGGCUCAGCCUGCUGCGCUCCGAGGCCGGAGUGUUCGAGCUGCGGGCGGAGCUGGAGCGGCUGCGGGAGGAUCUCUGUCGGCGGGCCCAGCGGCGCAGAAGGUGGCACUGGGGGCGGGGGGAGAGGCGAGACCCCGGCCCCGGGUUGUGCUCUGGCCCUGCCCCGCCCCGGGGUGCCCACGGGUGUCCGCCCAGGGACGGCCCCGCGCUGCCCUGAGGUCCUGGGAGGGUUUCGCCGGGAAGCUCUGCCCGCUCCGUCGUGCCGCGAACGCCGGCAGCCGUCGAGAAGCUCACGUGGAGCCGUCGGCACGGCCCCCCCGGCCCUCUGCUACCUCCCCCCCCUCCAACCCCCCGGUGACACCGGGCGUCCCGGAGCUGUCCCAGCGCUUCCGACACCCCGAAAUGGGGGGAACGUGUGGGGCAGGAAGGACGCGGGCAGCCCCCGGUGUCGGCCUUGCCGUGAGGAUGCCGUUUCUCCGCAGAGAGCAGCAGGCGCUGCGGGAGCUGCCGGAGGAGCACCUGGCCUUCACCAGCUACAUCAGGAUGCUGCAGCCGCCGCUCUGGGCAGGUCGACGAAUAGGAUCUUACGGGAGAGCGACGGCAGCCUGCGCUCAGCCCUGCUGCUGGGCUCCUGCGGGGGCCCCGAAGCGCCCCCUCACGCGCACCCACAGCAGGUCCGGGCGGACUGCUCCGUGUGCCCCUGGCAGAGCUCAGCCUCCAGCGAGGACUCAGCCUCACCCAGCAACACCAGCAGCCAGAGCUCGGAGGAUGCGUGUUCUGCCAGCCCUGCUCAGGGCACACAGGUGCAUCCCCUGCCCUCUGCCCCACCUGACCCACAGGCUUAGGUGCCUCACUGUGAGAUCUGCCACCCUGCAGGACCCCCAGGCAGGCAAGGUGGAGGGCUGCUGCCAUCCUGCACAACGCUGCUGCAAGAGGAAGCUGUCUGCUUUUGCACCGGAGGUACGCAGCAACGCCCCAUCCGGCGCACACAGCCUGGCUGGGAGGGGAGCGGGGACCCCCCCGGCACUGAGGACCCGACAGCUUGCUCCAUCUCCCCAGGGGUCUGGCAUGGGAGAGCAGCCCACGGCCCCCAGCCCCGUAUACCGGCUGGUGCUGGCAGGAGACAGCGGUGCAGGCAAGUCCAGCUUCCUGCUGCGCCUUUGUAGAAACGAGUUUCGAGGUGACAUCUCAUCCACGUUAGGGGUGGACUUUCAGGUGAAGGAGCUGCUGGUGGAUGGGGAGCAAACCACCCUGCAGAUCUGGGACACUGCCGGGCAGGAGAGUGACACCCCUGGCUCCAGGUACCGCAGCAUCGCCCGCUCCUACUUCCGUAAGGCCCAUGGAGUGCUGCUCCUGUAUGACAUCAGCUCCCAGAGCAGCUUCCUCAGCGUCCGCCAGUGGAUCGAGGACAUCGAGGUAACGGGAAGGAUCCAACAGCCCCCAGAGCAGGGCCGAGCCUCAGGGCGGGCAGCUUUAGGUAGAACGGCAGGACCCCGAGCUGCCCUCUGCUCCUGCAGGGCGCCGGGACCGCCCUGCCACUCAUGCUGGUGGGCAAUAAGAGCGACCUGCGGGCCGGGCUGCCGGAGAUGGUGGGGGUUCACACAGCCCACGGACAGAGGCUGGCCAUGGCCCACAACUGCCUGUUCUGCGAGACCAGCGCCAAGGACGGCACGAACGUGGUGGAGGCCGUGUUGCACCUGGCCCGAGCAGUGAAGAGGACGGCAGCCUCGGGCAGCGGCGCCCGCCUGGAUCUCAGCAUCCCCGCCCCGCGGGCCGCCGCGGGCUGCUGCAGGGCCUGACGCGGGAGCGCCUCCGCGCACAUCGCCCUCCCGCCCCGACCCCCCCGCCGCGGUUCCAGGCCCUCACUACAGCCGCUUUCACCGCAUCCGCCGCGCUCCGCUGCCUUCAUUCCUCCGGGCUCCCAGAGCGGCCCCCUCCCGGGGCUCACAGAUCCGGCGCCGCGGAGACUCCGCAGCUCCAACCGUCUCCGCGUCUCACCGUGAGGACGCCCAGCCGCCGCCGCCGCCGCCGCCGCCCCCUCCCCCCCCACGGGCAGCGCCGCCCCGCCCCGCCGCCGGGCACACGGAGGAGGCCGGGCCUGCAGGGCUCCACGAGCUACUUUAAUGGGAGAGGGGCGCUGCCGGAGAGCCCGGCGGGGCGGGGCGGCCCGGGGCAUCGCUCAGCACAGCCCGCGGGGCAUCGCUCGGCGGCCCGCCGCUAUUUGGCGCCCUCCUUCUUCUCGUCCGCCUUCUUCUGCUU